Messenger RNA from Boleophthalmus pectinirostris (great blue-spotted mudskipper), 6495 nucleotides. It is a transcript of the gene myo1f, whose product is annotated as myosin IF. Gene Ontology annotation, biological process: actin filament organization; vesicle transport along actin filament. The transcript has 29 exons. Gene Ontology annotation, cellular component: cytoplasm; actin cytoskeleton; vesicle. The record is from RefSeq and is a predicted model, not a curated record. Lineage: Eukaryota; Metazoa; Chordata; Actinopteri; Gobiiformes; Gobiidae. The coding region runs from base 353 to 3622 and encodes 1089 amino acids. Gene Ontology annotation, molecular function: actin filament binding; microfilament motor activity; ATP binding.
CAGCCAGGGUGGAGUCGGCUUAAACGCUCCAACACAUCAUUUAGCAACAGACAACUGCUAAUUGUCACUUUAGCUCUGUGUCAACACUUAGUUCAUAACACAAAUCCAGUAUAGCGGUUCGAGCUCCAUAAGCAGAAUCUUGGACAUGUCCUGAAAGCAGAAGUUGCAUUGUGUUUCUUGUGCUCUGAGCAGAAGUGUCUUUGGGUCUGCUGUAGGUGAGAGGAGGCUGCUGUUCCUGCUGCUGCUGCUGCUCUAAAGGAGAUCUCAUCAUCAUAAUGCCGAAAGUGUGAGAAGCAACUGGAUUUUGGACAUUUUCUGGGUCGAAGAAGAGGAAAUAACUCCACUUUGAACCAUGGCCAAGUAUCACUGGCAGAGUCAGAAUGUGAAGCAGAGUGGAGUGGACGACAUGGUGUUGCUCUCCAAGAUCACAGAGGACGCCAUCGUGGAAAACCUCAAGAAGAGAUACAUGGACGACUACAUCUUUACUUACAUUGGCCCUGUGUUAAUCUCAGUAAACCCGUUCAAACAGAUGCCCUACUUCACUGACCGAGAGAUCGAGCUGUACCAAGGAGCUGCCCAGUAUGAAAACCCUCCUCACAUCUAUGCACUGUCUGACAAUAUGUACAGAAACAUGAUGAUUGACGGAGAAAACCAAUGUGUUAUUAUAAGUGGUGAAAGUGGUGCAGGAAAGACUGUGGCUGCCAAAUACAUUAUGGGCUACAUUUCCAAAGUAUCAGGAGGCGGAUCCAAAGUGCAGCAUGUUAAAGAUAUCAUCCUUCAGUCCAAUCCACUGCUGGAAGCUUUUGGAAAUGCUAAAACUGUCCGCAACAACAACUCCAGUCGAUUUGGAAAAUAUUUUGAAAUUCAGUUCAGCAGAGGAGGAGAACCUGAUGGCGGGAAAAUUUCAAACUUCUUGUUGGAAAAGUCUCGAGUCGUGAGCCAAAAUGAGAAUGAGAGAAACUUCCACAUUUAUUAUCAGUUGCUAGAGGGCGCCAACGCACAGCAGAAGGAAGGCCUGGGCAUCAUGACUCCUGACUAUUACUACUACCUCAACCAGUCUGGCACCUACAAAGUGGAUGGGACCAAUGACAGCAAAGACUUUCAGGAAACUAUGGAGGCCAUGCAUGUGAUCGGUAUCCCAGUGCAGGUGCAGGCGCAGGUGCUCCAGAUCGUGGCUGGGAUCCUCCAUUUGGGAAACAUCAGCUUCAUCGAGGCUGGAAACUAUGGCCAAGUGGAGAGCACAGACUUGUUGGCGUUCCCUGCAUAUCUGUUGGGCAUAGACCCGAGCAGACUCCAGGACAAACUGACCAGUCGGAAGAUGGAUUCCAAAUGGGGCGGAAAAUCUGAGUCGAUAAACGUAACUCUGAACCAGGAGCAGGCCACAUACACCAGGGACGCCCUCGCCAAAGCCCUCUACGCCAGGCUCUUCGAUUAUCUGGUCGAGGCAAUUAACGGAGCGAUACAGAAGCCCCAUGAAGAGUUCAGCAUUGGAGUUUUGGACAUUUACGGUUUUGAGAUCUUCCAGAAAAAUGGUUUUGAGCAGUUCUGUAUCAACUUUGUCAACGAGAAACUACAGCAAAUCUUUAUCGAGCUGACCCUGAAGGCUGAGCAGGAAGAGUACGUGCAAGAGGGAAUCAAAUGGACUCCUAUUGAGUAUUUCAACAACAAAAUCGUGUGUGACCUGAUAGAAAACAAACUGAACCCGCCCGGUAUCAUGUCAGUUCUGGACGAUGUUUGUGCCACGAUGCACGCCAAAGGAGAGGGAGCUGACGGGACUCUGCUGCAGAAGCUCCAGGCGGCUGUGGGGACCCAUGAGCACUUUAACAGCUGGAACUCAGGCUUCGUCAUUCACCACUACGCUGGGAAGGUCUCUUAUGAUGUGGUCGGCUUCUGUGAGAGGAACAGGGACGUGCUGUUUCCAGACCUCAUCGAGCUCAUGCAGAGCAGUGAAUAUGACUUUAUCCGGAGUUUGUUUCCUGAAAACCUCAACACUGAUAAGAAGGGCAGACCCACCACAGCAAGCUCCAAGAUCAAGAGACAAGCCAAUGACCUGGUGAACACGCUGAUGAAGUGCACUCCUCACUACAUCCGCUGCAUCAAACCCAACGAGACGAAGAGGCCCAAAGACUGGGAGGAGAGCAGAGUGAAGCAUCAAGUGGAGUAUCUGGGUCUGAGAGAGAACAUCAGAGUCAGAAGAGCUGGAUUUGCCUAUCGACGACUGUUCAACAAGUUUUUAAUGAGAUAUGCAAUCCUCACAGCAGAGACGUGGCCAUAUUGGAGGGGUCCGGAGCAGCAGGGGGUCCUCCACCUGCUGCGCUCGGUCAACAUGGACACAGACCAGUACCAGAUGGGACGCACCAAGGUCUUCGUCAAGAACCCAGAAUCGCUUUUCCUUCUGGAGGAAAUGAGAGAGAGAAAGUUUGACACUUUUGCUCGGAUCAUCCAAAAAGCCUGGAGACGCUUCAUCGCCAGGAAGAAGUACGAGCAGAUGAGAGAGGAGGCCUCGGACAUCCUUUACAACUCUAAAGAGCGGAGGAGAAACAGCAUCAAUAGAAACUUUGUUGGGGAUUAUCUCGGUUUGGAGCAGAGGCCUGAACUACGACAGUUUUUAGCCAAAAGAGAAAGAGUGGACUUCGCUGAUUCUGUCAACAAGUUCGACCGAAGAUUUAAGUCGAUCAAGAGAGAUCUGAUCCUGACCCCUAAAGGCAUCUAUUUGAUUGGACGAGAGAAGGAGAAGAAGGGGCCGGACAAAGGCCUGAUAAAGGAAGUGCUGAAGAGAAAGUUAGAGUUUGGAAGCAUCAGUGGAGUCUCGCUCAGUACACGUCAGGAUGAUUUCUUUAUUCUACAUGAGGCUCAGUACGACAGCCUCCUUGAAUCCAACUUUAAAACUGAGUUCUUGAGCCUUUUGUCCAAACGAUAUGAAGAAGUGACGAAGAGGAAGCUGACCAUCUCCUUCGCUGACAGACUGGAGUUCCGGGUGAAGAAGGAGGGGUGGGGUGGAGGAGGCAGCAGAGUCGUGAUUUUCCAGAGAGGCUCCGGGGACCUGUCCCAAAUCAAACCUGGAGGAAAAACUCUCACCAUCACUAUUGGCGACGGCCUGCCCAAGUCCUCCAAGCCCACAAGAAAGAGCGCCCAGAGUUAUGGUGGAGGAAGGAACCACAUAACGAACAGAGGUUACCAGAACGGAGCCGCUAAGUUCUCCCGUGCUCCUCAAGCGCCUCGCACAGAAAGCAUCACUUACUCCUCCCCCCACAAACAGUCCCAGCCCCCCAGCACUGUCCUCCCCAGACUGGGCACCCAAAGGACCCAAAGAGCACCCACCCAGAGCCAGCAUCACCAGAGCAACAUGGACUUCCUCAACGUACCCGACCAGGGCAUGUCAGGGAAGCAGAGGAAGAGGAGCAUCAGCCAGCGUCCCCCUCCGGCCCCUAAACCUCAGCCCCCCUCUCUGGCCCCUCGCUGCAGAGCUCUGUAUCAGUAUGUGGGACAGGACACAGACGAGAUCAGCUUUGAGGUCAAUGAUGUCUUCGAACUCAUCAAAGAAGACCCAUCUGGCUGGUGGACGGGCCGUAUACGAGGAAGAGAGGGCCUGUUCCCUGGUAACUACGUGGAAAAGAUUUGAUCAAGGCCACAGUGUCUUGUCAAUUUUUUGAGACAUUUUUGGAAACUAAGUAAAAAUCUGUUGGAAAACUGGUUACAUAUGAAAAGAGUGGGACUAGCAAUGUUCAAGUUACUGUAUGAAAUAUAAAAUGGCUGUAAUGUUUCAAGUGCAUAUGACAGGUUUGCAUGUGUUUUAAAUUAGUAUUACUUGAAUUGGUGAGAUAGAACCAGUGGUAAAUUAUGUAUCAUAGUUUUACAUCAGUUAAGUGGCAGUUUGUGAGGAAGAAGUUCAGAAAAAAAGUAGAAAAAAAUACAGGAAGCAGUUUUAAAACAGAAUACCUCUACCUAUGUUAUCAAUACCAAAAAAAUGUCUAAAUCUAAAAUUCAGGGACAAUUUACUUACAAGGAAGGCACUUUUCUGGCAGUUUAAACAUUGAUUUAAAGGUACAUUGUGUAACUUUUGUCUGGAAUGUUUCACAGUAUGGGAAUAAACUUUUUUUUAUCUUCAUGUAGACCAAACCAGGUUAUAGGUCAGAUCUGCGGAGAGGUGACCCCGCUUACAGUCAGAAUAUUUGUUUUUCUAGGUAUUUUUGAGCUAUAAAACCACCUGGAACUGAAUAAAUGUAAAGUAGAGCUGUUUAAUGUCACACUAUGGAACAUUCCAGUGCAAUGACAUAUCCAUAGAAACAAGCAUUUGACGAACCCCGAACUAAAAAGUUACACAAUGUACCUUUAACAAAACAAAGAUGCUUUUAUUAGUCAAAUCAUAACUAUUAUAUAAUUUAGACAAGUUUUGGCCAUGGUUAACAUUAUGGUUGCUAGGUAACAGUUAAGGAAUUAGGAAGUAAAAGGAUAAAAUUCACCAAAAUGAGGCUCCAUGUUCAGUAAAAUCUUAAAGGUGCACUGUGUAACUUUUCUGGUGGAAGGUCCGUUACAUCGUUGUCUCUAUGGUGAUGUGGUUUAGUCCACAGUAUUGCAUUGGACAUAUGUAACUCCAUGUGACGCCAUCAAGCCAAGUUAUGCAUCAGAUCUGUGACGAGUCGACCCCUGCUCAUGUUUUUUAAAGCAUUAAUAAAACACAUGCAACCGAAUGAAUGCGAGAUAGAUACGUUUAAUGCUACUGUGGAACAUCUCGGGCAAAGUAAUAACACCUCCACCCGAAAAGUUACACACAAUAGACCUUUAAACAUAAUGGUUUUAACUAUGUUUCAGUCUAACCUGUCUUAUGCACUUUAACACCAGCUCUCAGGUUUCAUCUGCACAAAGUCCUUUUUAAGAAGUGACCUGGCAACUGGAUCUUUGACUCCCACAACACCUUUUCAGGGCUCCCAUUGGCUCAGAGAUUAGGUUACAGCUCGGACAAUGGCGUAUGGCUGUAAUAGUAUGGGCUUGCUUCUUGUGUUUACAUUUGGCAGGUCUCUAAAGCAACAACUGGUUUUGUAGGUAUUUUGAUAACAACUCAGUAAGAAAUGUCUAUGUGCUACUGUCAAAGGCCCUGUAUUAUGCAUUACGAUUUCUGUGUGAUUUUAGCCAUGUUAUAAUAAUAAUGUUGUUACCUCAUCAAAAACAGACCUGGAGUUGUGUUUUGUUUCAUUCACACAUGUUUGAGUAACUCUGUAUUGUUACUCUGUCUACAUUUCCAAAGCUUAAAAUGCUUUGAUCUACUUUGUGAUGUCAUGAGGAAGUAGUUUUCAAGUUGUGUGAAUGAAACAAAACACAACUCCAUGUAUGUUUUUGAUGAAAAUAGCAUAAUAUGGGUCCUUUAAAUUGCACAAUGUAACUUUUUUGGUGGAGGAUCUGCUACAUCCUUAUAUCUAUUGAGUUAAUAGUCCAAUGAUUAAUUUGGUCUUCUGAUAAUUUGUUAUUAGGUUCUUUUUUCAGACCAAGAGUUUUUUGUUGUUUUUUUCAUACGUGACAGUUUUGACUGCUCACUAGCGCUCUUCCUCAGAGUGGGCGUGUCCGGAAACGUGCCCAUGGGACUAUAAACCGGGACGAGGGGGCUUUUUUACUCUCACACACCUGGGAUACUGUCUUGAAGAAGUCGGACUGUGGAUGGCACUAUAGUCCUGCCUCCACCGGUAGGAAGACAGUGCCAAAACCUGUACAAAUCAGAUGAUCGGACACGUCACAGCAACAUCACGUGACCACUCUGAGGAAGACCCUGAGUGAGCAGUCCAAACUGUUAGGUAUGAAAACAAACUCUUGGACUGAAAAAAGAAAAAAAGAACCUAGUAACAUAUAUCCAUUGAGUUGUUUCGCCUGGAAUGUUCCGUAAUAACUUAUGUAUCUCCAUGAGUAGAUGAUGCCACCAGGGCAAGUUUUAGGUCAGAUCUGUGGAAUGGUAACCUUGUUCAACAUAAGAAUGCAUGUUUUAUUUAAUUAUUACAAUGCAUUUUCAAGCAAUGUAAACUAUAGUAAUUUAAUAUUUGCAAGAUAUACUUUUAAUGUCAUACUGUGGAACCAGUGACAUCUCCAUGGAGAAAAGCAGGUGACGCCACUAGGCCAAGUUACAGGUCAGAUCUGUGUUGUGUGUGCUGUGUGUGUGUGUAAAAAUGCUUGUUUUUUAAUUAAUUGAAUAUAAACCAGUUAGAUGAGUGUUAUGUCAUACUGUGGGACAUUCCAGGUAAAUUAAUACUGUGAAAUAUUCAAGACAAAGGAACUACAUCGCUGUGGAGACAAGCAGAUGACAGAACCCCACCAGAAAAGUUACAUAGUGCAUCUUUAAAGUAUCAAAACUGUUCUCAAAAGAUGUCACUCACUGUAUUGCACUGUAUUACAACUGAAAUACUUGCUACUAUUGUUGUAAUGUUAUCUGCACAUUUACCUGGUAUACAACUGUAAUGACUGAAUAUUUUGUGCUCAAUUUUGUAGAUAAAGUGAUUUCCUCGUCUUGUA